Messenger RNA from Planococcus citri (citrus mealybug), 1691 nucleotides. RefSeq names its product inactive pancreatic lipase-related protein 1-like. The record is from RefSeq and is a predicted model, not a curated record. Bases 188 to 1528 code for a protein of 446 amino acids. Gene Ontology annotation, molecular function: triacylglycerol lipase activity. Gene Ontology annotation, biological process: lipid catabolic process. The transcript has 11 exons. Lineage: Eukaryota; Metazoa; Arthropoda; Insecta; Hemiptera; Pseudococcidae.
UCAACCUACAAGCUUAAUUAGUUGUAUGAGCAAUUAAUUUUCCAAUCAGUAGAUUUUCACAAAAUUAUAACCGUAAUUUUAAUGCAUCGAAAUUCGUAUUAAAUUUAGUAUGCUAAUGAUCGUCGUCAUGAAAUGAUUUUUUAAUUUGCAUUUAUAUUUUUGUUUGCCCAAUUUACUUACCGUUAAAAUGAAGAGUUGUUUCAAGUUUAUAAUUUUUUGUGCAAUAAUUGGAGUCAGUUAUGGUUUUGGUAUUUCAAAUCCUUUUGCGAAGAAAGAUAAAUCUGUUACGGAAACGGAAUCAAAUGCAACAACAGCAGGAACUAUUCAACAAAUCAAAGAUUGUUUUGAAGAUUAUGCCGAGUUGGGAUGUUUUGCGAAUAUGGCUCCGUGGUAUUCGGCUUUUAGGCCAUUUCCUAUACCAAUGAGUCCGAAAGAUAUAGAUGCUAAGAUUUACUUGUAUACAAGCAAAUUACCGAACGAACGAUACACCGUCAAGUUAUGGAAAAAUAUUUCCAUCGAGGGAUCAGAUUUCGACCCAAAACGUCCUUACACAGCAUUUAUUACGCAUGGAUUUUCUAGUAACGGUAAUAAAUCCUGGGUGAAUGAUUUGAAAGAUGCAUAUUUGAAAAACAGAGAAGCCAAUGUUUUUAUUGUUGAUUGGGGUAAAGGAGCAAGCGUUUGGAACUAUUUACAAGUCGCUGCGAAUACUCGCGUUGUUGGUGCUGAAUUGAAAAGAUUUGCCAAAUAUCUAGUCGAUGAUUGGCAAUUGGAUCCAGCGCAUAUUCAUUUCAUGGGACAUAGUUUAGGUGCUCAUAUUUCAGCUUAUGCAGCCAAAGGAGUAUCAGGCGUUGGACAAUUAACAGCUUUCGACCCAGCUCAACCGGGAUUCGAAGGAAGCCCAAUGGACGUCCGACUCACCAAAAAUGACGCCAAGUUUGUCGACGUAAUUCAUACCAAUAUUAGACCUGUGAUACCACUAUUAGGGUUUGGUUUAAUUCUUCCAACCGGUCAUAUCGACUAUUACAUGAACGGUGGAGCUUUACAGCCAGGAUGUGUUGCACCCCCUAUUAACGAAGUUAACCUGACAAGUAUACUUGAUUUGGGCAAAAUCUCAGUCGAUGUAAUUUCCAGCUGGGUGGCUUGUUCGCAUGGUAAAUCGUACGAGUACUAUACUGAAGCUUUGCUCAGCGAUAACUGUACAUUUUGGGGACAUUCGACUGGUUACUUUGGCACCGCUGUAGAUAUUGCCACCUUCGGUAAACUUGGUUUGGUUUUGGAAAAAUUUGAUAAAUGCACUUUAGAUAAAUGUAGUCCAAUAGGCUUGGAAGCAGAAACAUAUCCCGCUAGAGGAGCAUUUAGUAUUAGUACCAAUACCAAAAGUCCUUAUUGUGAAAGCAAACCCAAGAUUGAUGAACAAAUGAGAGAAUUACUUCAGAAAAGAUUGCUGCAAGGAGAUAAUGUCGAAACCAAGAACAACACGAAGGGAACUCUUGGAACUUUGAAAGAUUAUUUCAAAUCAUCAUCCUAAACCAAAUUACCAAACACGAGUUGAGAGCAUCAGUAGAAAAUAACGAAACGUUCAUAUUAAGUUGUUAUUUUACAGAACAAAAUGUUAAAACGCAUUUAUAUUAAUUUUAUUUUCUUAUCAACAACUUUCAUAAGUGUUAUUAAAUAAACUGUCUUAUAGGAAA